AUGAAUGUGGCGGGAUUAGUAGCGAAUUUUGGUGCUGCUGUGCUAAUUUUGUAUGAAUGGCGGAUAUUCCAAACUGAAAUGGAUGAUUCUUGUGAUUUCCUUAUACCUUACACAGUGUGCUUCUUAAUCCGUUCACCUCUGUUUUGUGGUGCUUUAAAUAUGCAUACUUUUGGUACAAUAUUCUUUAUUGAAAGACUUGUCGCGACCGUAAAAUCGCGAUAUUAUGAAAAAUCCAAAGGAAAUGUUAUCGCUAUUGCGUUGAUAAUUGUUCAGUGGAGUUUCGCACUGAUACUGCUUGCUUAUCACGGUAAUGGACAGGUUGGCAAAGGUUUAAGAGUUCCAAUUUGUAAACUGACUACAGUGAACACUGAUUACCUAUUCUUGACAUUCUUUCUUUUGUUAUUCUAUUCAUUCUUUUCAUUUACAACAAGAAUCUUAAGCGAAAAUCAGCCAACAGUCAGUGCACACUAUCCGAACGCUAUCAAGCCUGAAAGAAGUAAGAUUCGGGAAAAUGUUCGAUUUCUACGUCUAGCAAUCCACGUAUUAUUAACAAAUGGUGUUGUAUCUCUAAUACACACUGUACUGAGUGUCCUUUUCAAAAAAUUUCAUUCGCCUGACUUCGAGAUGAUCCAACGUAAACUAGAACCACUUUCACAAAGCGUGCUUGGUGCUAUUGUCGUGAUGCUGAUUGAAAUAGAAAGCAGACGAAAGAAACGAAUAACUUUGGAUACAAGUUUGAAAGGUUACGCAAUUGAUGGCAUGACAGCCUUGAAAGAUACGUGGAAUUUGAAUGCCGAUAAACGUAAUAAGCCUUUCAUACAACGUUUACUUUCAUUAUGCUGGAGCGAUGAAUAA
Molecule: messenger RNA, 855 nt
Organism: Thelazia callipaeda (thelaziosis nematode)
Lineage: Eukaryota; Metazoa; Nematoda; Chromadorea; Rhabditida; Thelaziidae
Source: the annotation of a GenBank genome assembly